UGUCCUCCAGAGCAGUUUGGGGAGGGAGGGGUGCCGAGCGGCCGGCUUCUCGGCUGCCGGUAACUGCUUUCCUCUGCCUUCCCGUGGCACGUCGCCUCAGGGUACUCGCCCGUUCCCGCGGUGAGAGCCCGUCGUUGUCCCCGCAGCCGCUGGCGCGCCUUUCACCCCAGCUGCUCCUUGUCCCCCACCCCCCUCCGCCCCUUACCAAGUCCCACCGCGGAGAGCUGCAUUGGAGCAGCUGGGAAUAGACACCACACACACCCCCAUUUUCCCCCCAGCCGGCAGCCUUCCGUGUCGUGGGGUGCACCCUAUAUAGAGUUCGAUUGAUAACCUUACCUGGCACACAGGAAGGAGACUGGCCACAGGGAUGUGAGAGCCCUCCAGGGACAGAAGAGUUAAUCUACAUGAACCUAUAAUCUGAAUGCUACUUCAGUUGUGAAAUACCAAAAGGGUACUGUAACGAAAUCUUUCAAGAAUGUACCAGGUAGUAGACCUUGAGGCACUGAUGUAUUUGAAUAAGCAACUCAGCUGAUGGCAGAAUGAAGGUGAAAGGAAGAGAUUUGUUUCAGCAGAGUUAGCUCUCAGCAGAAAGCGUAUUUCCAGUUGACAUUGCACUGAGUUUGCAGAAAGGCAAUAAAGCUCCAGCUUGUUUGGAAUACUGCAGUGCAAAACAAACCUCUGCUACUGUUGCAAUACUAGGACAAAACUGGUAUAAUUCAUUAAUAAUAAUUAUUAUUUGUGAAUUGAUUUUAAUUUAUGUUGUACUGCUACAAUAGUAGUUAAUAAGAAAUGCAGGUUUCAAUAUUAAUCUGUAAAAGAAAAGAACAUGGCAUACUGCUCUGAAAUUUUGUAGGGAUCUCUUUAAAUAACAGGAGAUAAAUCCUGAAAGUUCUUUUAAAAAGUGCAUUGAACAAGGUUUUUACAAAAAUGUGUUUAUAAGUCAUUUUUUAUAACGUAGCUGCAGCCAAAGGAUUAUCGAGUGGUCUCACGUCAUGCUGACUCACAACAUGGGGCAUCAUUUAAUGGCAUGUCAAGCAACGAUUCCAAGAAGCUUGAGGCCGUUUCCCUACAUUUGUGGCAACAGGAUGUUGUCAGGUUACAAACCUAAAAGCAACAUCAAGGACUCUUACAAAAUUCUCGAGCUUGAGGAAGGAUGUUCCCUUGAUGACAUCAGAAACUCCUAUCGAAGUCUUGCCAAAAAGUACCAUCCAGAUAGUGGUUCUGCCACAGCCGAUUCCGAAGCAUUUAUGAAAGUGGAAGAAGCCUACAGGGUCGUGCUCAGCCAUGCGGCAGCCAAAAAGAAGUCAAACCAGGGUGGAGAAGAGGAAGAAGAUCAAUUCAAAUCCAAAGCACCACAGCAUAGGCACUACUUGAGUUUUGAAGGCGUGGGUUUUGGAACACCAAGCCAGAGAGAAAAGCAGUACAUGCAGUUUCGAGUGGACCGUGCUACGGAGCAAGUGCUGGAGUACCGGAAGCAGAGGCUUGAAAGCCAGUAUGCUGUGACUGACCUAAUGAAAGCCAAAGAUGUGAGGGAGAGCAAAAAGGUGAAGAUAACUCAGGCGGUUGAACGGUUGGUUGAGGACCUCAUCCAGGAAUCGAUGGCGAAGGGAGACUUUGACAACCUCAGUGGCAAAGGAAAACCUUUGCAGAAAUUUUCAGACUGUCCACAUAUAGACCCCAUGACUCACAACCUGAACAGGAUUCUGAUAGACAAUGGCUACCAGCCAGAGUGGAUCCUCCUGCAGAAGGAAAUACGGGAAACUAUCGAGCGGUUAAGGAAGAGCAUAGUGGCAUCUAGAAGUAAGCUUGGAGGGCCAAUGACACCAUAUAGGCAAAAGCAAUGGAACCGUAUUUGUGAGCAAUUUAUAGAAGAUAUCAGGAAAUUAAACAAAAGAAUUGACAACUUCAAUCUGGUUGUUCCUAUUCUGAGCAGGCAAAUGGUGCACUUCAGUGCAGAGAAAGAAAUUGUACGAGCAGAAAAGACGUACGAAGCUUUGAUGGAAAAGAGAGAGGCUUCUGAUUCGGACACAAAGGGAAAUGAAGAGGAAAAUGUUAAAAGGCUUGGGUGGAAGUCAUCUCUACUUAAGUGGUUCAACCCUACAUUGAAAUAAGAUAAUAAUAAUUCAUCUGUCCAAACUUUGAAUGCACUUUAUUAAUAGAAACUUACAAACACUAGAGAAAUUUCAGGUACACUGAAAAUGUAAAAUCCAGCUGUCCACUGUUAGACUGGUUAAAAGGAAUUGGGUUGUUUGAUGUGCACUAGCAGGUGUCUGCUUUAUCUGUGAAUAUUGUUAAGGAAAAAAUAAAUUCAAUUAACCUCUUGCAGCUCAUUUUGCUUAAAUCAAAAUUCAUACUUAACGCUUCAACAUAUAGUUUUGCAGCCUGUUAUCUCUUCAAAAGGUGAAGCAUAACAAAAACACAUUAAGGAGAAAGUGGAAGUGAAAAGUCUUGCUGUGCCCUGUUAGCUCGACCUUUAUCCUUUCUUAUUUAAAUUACUACAGCUCAUAAAUUGUUGACAGGUUUCAUGCAUUUUUUUAAAGCACAUUCAUCUCUUCAAGGUUAAAUUAAAUGGGAAUGAAGGAAGGGUUCUGGAUGACUGGAUUUGGACUGUACAUUCUGCAGAAGUCCCGUUUUUGGAUCUGGCUUUUAACACAGAAGAAGGUAGGCAAGUAAGGAAGACUGCCCAAAACUACCCUAGUCACAGGGCUUUUUGGAGGUAUUUAGGACACAGUUGUUGAUGGAAAAAUUCAUGUAUAAGUACAAAAUAAGGAGAGCAAUCUAAUCUUGGAGGAAAUGGCAGGA
Messenger RNA from Colius striatus (speckled mousebird), 2802 nucleotides. It is a transcript of the gene DNAJC28, whose product is annotated as DnaJ heat shock protein family (Hsp40) member C28. Lineage: Eukaryota; Metazoa; Chordata; Aves; Coliiformes; Coliidae. The record is from RefSeq and is a predicted model, not a curated record. The coding region runs from base 993 to 2111 and encodes 372 amino acids. The transcript is spliced from 3 exons.